Molecule: messenger RNA, 1993 nt
Organism: Prunus avium (sweet cherry)
Lineage: Eukaryota; Viridiplantae; Streptophyta; Magnoliopsida; Rosales; Rosaceae
Product: lysM domain receptor-like kinase 4
Biological process (GO): protein phosphorylation
Molecular function (GO): ATP binding; protein kinase activity
Source: RefSeq, a predicted model, not a curated record
AUGAUUUAUCUCUGCUUUUUCAUCUUGGUUUGCCUAAAUUUAAGCUAUGCUCAGCAGUAUUAUGAUCCAACUGGGUGUGCUUCUGAUGCUAGCUAUUCAGGCUCAAGAUACAUUUGCAAUAUGUUCCAAAAUUCUUGCAGAACAUUCUUGGUCUACCGAGCCAACCCGCAUUUUCAGACUGUUUCGAGUAUCUCGGAGUUGUUUCAGAUGGACUCUGAUGCGCUGCUUGGGCUCAACAAUCUUAAUUCUCCUUCUGAGGCACUCAGAGCAGGUAGGGAGGUUCUUAUUCCCAUUGACUGUUCUUGCUCAGGUCAAUAUUUUCAGGCAAGUUUCAGCUACAUGGUUUCCGAAAACACAUCAUACUCCGAGAUAGCUUGUGGCAUUUUCGAAGGCUUGCUGAAGUCCUUUACACUUAGUGAGGAGAACUUUUCCCAAGAAAACAAGCUUAAGGUUGGUACUGAGCUUCUUGUGCCUCUAAGAUGUGCUUGUCCUGAUAGCAGUAGUGGAGACAAGUACCUUGUGACAUACCCUUUCGUUGAAGGCGACAGCCCAAUCAUAUUGAGCCAGAAGUUUGGCAUCUCUCCUGAAGAUUUAUGGUCCGUAAAUCAUUUAGGACCAAGCCAAACUGUAUUUCCAAAAACAACUGUUUUAGUUCCCUUGAGAGCACCUCCAGUCUUAAACUUCAAUAUCCUAGAUUCUCCACCUCCAGCUCCUGAUUUUCUUCCCACAAAUCCUGUGGAAAAAACAGUUAAAAACACAAAAGUGAAGAAAUUGUAUAUAGUAGGGCCUGUUGUUGGGUUUUCUCUGCUACUUGCAGCAUUAAUUGCAUUUAUAAUUUUGUAUAGAAGGGCUUUAAAGAAAUGGAAGAGUGAGAAGCUCCAGUCCUUUACUGCUUUGAGCUCUCCAAUUUCAUGUUCAACAGUCAGAAGCCCUCUUAAAUCCGGUCAAACGGGCAGAAGCUCUCCAGUUUCAUCAUGUUUAUCUCCGGAUAUUCUUGCUGGAUUGAAGUAUUCUUUGUUCAAUUAUAGCUUAGAAGAACUCAGGAGAGCAACAAGGGAUUUCAAUGAAGAAAACAAGAUUGGUUCUCUGGUCUAUAGGGGGUUGAUAAAUAAUGUUGAAGUGAUGAUCAAGCAGAUGCGGUUUGAAGAUACCAGCCAUGUUAUUGAUGUACAUUCAAAAAUCAACCACAUCAACAUCUUGAACUUAGAGGCUGUUUCUUAUGGAGAAAAUCACUUGGCUUGGUCUUAUCUGGUUUUUGAGUAUCCAAGCAAUGGCUGCUUGAGGGACUGCUUGUCUAGUCCAUCUAUUACUCCUCUCAAGUGGCAUCGACGAACACAAAUAGCUUUUGAUAUUGCUACAGGACUUCACUAUUUACACUGUUGUACUUUCCCUUCAUGUGCACACCUAGACAUAAAUACUAGAAACAUUUUUGUGACAGAAAAUUGGAGGGCAAAACUUUCGAAUAUUGGAACUAUCUCUCCAUUUGGAUCUUCCGAAGGAAAUGACAAAGGAUGGGUUGCACCAGAGUACCUUCUGCAUGGCUCAGCUUCUGAGAAGGUGGAUAUUUUUGCAUUUGGAGUUGUUUUGCUUGAGCUCAUCUCAGCAAGAGAGGACAUUGAUGGAAAGUUUUUCAAAGAGUCCAUCAAGUUUUUGGGAGGAGGUGCUAGCGAAGGUGGUUUCCUCGAACAACUUAGGAGCUUCAUGGAUCCACAGCUGGAGGACUAUCCUCUUGCAGAGGCUUUAUGCUUAGCUGUUUUAGCAAAGGCCUGUGUGGAGGAUGACCCUCUCCAUCGGCCGUCCAUUGAUGAUAUCAUGAAAGUCCUUGCCAGAAUGGUCUGAUCAGAAGUUGAUCGAUAACGAAGAGCCAGAUUGGUCACCGAUUAUGGAAGAACACUUGUCCACUGAACUGUAACGGUGUAAAACCUGUGGUUGUUAAAGUUGGAUCAUAAGUGGUUCCAUGCCUCCUUUGUACAUAUUGUUUAUGUCUGUAAUA